AACAAGAACCUGGAACAUUUCUUCUGCAAAUUCAUGAGACAAAGCUCAGCGAUACUGGACAUUACUACUGUAUAAAAAUAAACCAACUAGAAAUGACAUUUUUGAAUGGAACAUUUCUGAGGAUUAAAGGACCAGAACCUGAUAUCACUGCCGUCCUUCAAGUCCCUCCAUCUGAUCCAGUCCGUCCAGGAGACUCAGUGACUCUGCAGUGUUCAGUCCUCUCUGACUCUGAGAAUAAAACCUGUCCAAGAGAACACAGUGUGUACUGGUUCAGAGCCGGAUCAGAUGAAUCACAUCCCAGUUUAAUUUACGCUCAUGGAAACAGUGGUGAUGAAUGUGAGAGGAGUCCUCAGACUCACUCUCCACAGAAAUGUGUCUACAGCUUCUCUAAGAAGGUCAGCUCCUCUGAUGCUGGGACUUAUUACUGUGCUGUGGCCACAUGUGGGGAGAUAUUAUUUGGAAAUGGAACAAAGCUGGAGAUUGAAGCCUUCAACAGGCAGGAUCCAGUUCUGUUUCUGUUGUGUGCUGCUUUGGCUCUGAGUCUGAUUGUUAUCGGCUUCCUUGUUUGUGCCAUCAAGAAGAAAUCCUGUGAUUGUUGUAACGCUGUUGUCACUCUGCAAGCAAAUGUUGCAGCAGCCAGUGGUGAUCAGCAAAGUCAUCAGAGAAAUGAGGAAACUUUGGUUUAUUACACCAAACUUUGCCUGGAGGAAAGCUGGCAAGGCAGGAAGAGGAAGAGCAACAGCAGAGGAAGAGAGCAUCUACAGUGAUGUCACAGCCUUUUUUGACAAUCUAUACACUGGAUUUGCUUAUUGAUACUCAUAUAACUUUGAUGAACCACACUGGGUGGAAAAUACAUUGUUUCAGCAGCACUGGUGCUGACAUUUCACCUCAGAAUAUAAUAUAUAAAAUAUGUUUUGUCAAAAGAGUUGCAACAAGGAAAUCAAAUAUGAUGCAAAAAUCACCACAUUUAAUAGUUUGAUGUUUUUGUUAAUAGCCUGUAGCACUGUGCAUCACAUCUUACAAUAUUGUUUAGUUAUUGUUUGCAUUUUAGUAUUAAGUUUUCUAAUGCAUUUGAGUGUGAUGCAUGUUGGAUGUCUUGGAAGUUUGUUUGAUUGAAUAUCUCAGUAAACGUUGUACAGCUAAGCAAAAUCUCAGGAGGUUAAAACAGUGUAAUAAGUUUACAGUUUGUGAAAUCAUAUGUAAAUAUGUUAAUAAAAA
Messenger RNA from Larimichthys crocea (large yellow croaker), 1218 nucleotides. RefSeq lists its product as uncharacterized. The coding region runs from base 93 to 767 and encodes 224 amino acids. Gene Ontology annotation, biological process: response to bacterium. The record is from RefSeq and is a predicted model, not a curated record. Lineage: Eukaryota; Metazoa; Chordata; Actinopteri; Sciaenidae. The transcript has 5 exons.